Messenger RNA from Talaromyces rugulosus, 1362 nucleotides. RefSeq lists its product as uncharacterized. Gene Ontology annotation, biological process: cytoplasmic translation. Lineage: Eukaryota; Fungi; Ascomycota; Eurotiomycetes; Eurotiales; Trichocomaceae. Gene Ontology annotation, molecular function: rRNA binding; structural constituent of ribosome. Gene Ontology annotation, cellular component: ribosome; cytosolic large ribosomal subunit. The record is from RefSeq and is a predicted model, not a curated record. Bases 1 to 1362 code for a protein of 453 amino acids. The transcript has 6 exons.
AUGAAGCCUGUUUCCACCAGGUUGAGGGCGCAGCGCCGGCUGAAAUACUACCUGAUAGCCAUCGUUGCGGUUCUACUCAUUUUCACUUAUUUCACGACCGAUGCCGCCGGGGGAGUCCAGAAACGGCCCUUUUACCAGUCCACUGUGAAGGCGAUGGAUAAUGCCAGGGCCGCAGCAAUCAAGAAGAACAAUGACGCCAAGGACCGCUCUCACAUACAGAAGCUCGACGACAUUGAAAAGGCCACUGGGAAACAGAGCAAUCUGCGCGAAAAACAAGACACGGCCAAUCGCGGCAAGGCCGAAGACCUCGAGGAAAUCUCUAUUGCGGGCAGAGCCAAGAUGCAAGUGCCGAAGCUGAAGAAUGAAGGAGAGCAGGCCCCAAUUGUUAAGCAAGCACCGGCAGCAGCAGAGGUAGCGGAAACCGAAGAAGACCCGGGCCUGGAGAAAGAAGCACAAGAGGCCAGCAUGGAACUGGAUUCCAUCUUGAAGCGGUCGCCAAUUAUCAUAUUCUCAAAGACGUAUUGUCCUUACAGCAAGAAAGCGAAGAGAGUCCUCCUUGACCGCUACUCUAUUGUCCCUGCCCCUUACGUUGUCGAACUCGACAUCCACCCUCAGGGAUACCAUAUCCAGCAGCUUCUAGGUGAUAUCACCAGUCGCCGCACCGUUCCAAACGUCCUCGUCAAUGGCCUAAGCAUUGGUGGAGGAGACGACAUUGUGGCUCUUGACCAGCAGGAUGAGCUUGCCUCCAAGAUCAAGUCAAUGGCUGGCCAACGCAGAGGCAAGAUGCGGUACAUUCACUCCGAGGAGCUGCUUCCAAUCCCUGAGAAUGUGUCCAUCAGCAUUCGCGCCAGGGUCAUAACCGUCGAGGGUCCCCGAGGCAAGCUGACCAAGGACCUUUCGCACAUUGCUGUCACCUUUGGCCGUCCCAACAAGAGCACCAUCUCCAUCGAGCUCCACCAUGGCAUUCGCAAGGGCGUUGCUACCCUCCGUACUGUCCGUACCCUCAUCAACAACCUGAUCAUUGGUGUUACCCGCGGUUUCCUGUACAAGAUGCGCUACGUCUACGCUCACUUUCCCAUCAACGUCAACAUUGAGAAGAACUCGGAGACCGAUCUGUACGAAGUCGAGAUCCGAAACUUCCUUGGCGAGAAGAUCGUGCGCCGUAUUACCGCCCAGCCUGGUGUUGAGAUCAUCACCUCGCCCAACGUCAAGGAUGAGCUUCAACUGUCCGGAAACUCCCUGGAGAACGUCUCCCAGAGUGCCGCCGACAUUCAGCAGAUCUGCAGAGUCCGCAACAAGGAUAUCCGAAAGUUCCUUGACGGUCUUUACGUGUCCGAGCGAACCAACAUUGUUGUCGAAUAG